AUGGCGCUGAGCUUCGCUGCCCAGGGUUGGGCUGUGGGAGAGGGGUGGUCUUCCACUUUGGGGGGCGAGGGCAGGCUGCCUGCGGACUACGUGAUUGGGGGCUUGUUUCAGAUCCACAUGGAGGCACAGUCCGACUGGUCCAAGCCAGAGAUUCCCAAGUGCGAGAGCUUUUCGGCCGACGGAUACCAGCAUUUUCAAGCCAUGAGGUUUGCGAUGGCUGAGAUCAACAACUCCACCUCGUUGCUGCCGAAUGUCAGCCUGGGCUACGAGGUGUUCGAUGACUGCCAGAUCAACAUCGACACCCUGGCCAGUUUUGCCUUCACCAGAGCCCCGCGGUGCUCCCACCAUCCCGCUGUGGCCGCCGUGAUCGGUCCGUGGCAGUCGCAGUCCGCCAUCAUCACGGCCACCAUCCUGGGUCUGGACCUCAUUCCGCAGAUCAGCUAUGGAGCCACGGUCGAGUUACUGAGUGACAAGAGGAGCUUCCCGUCGUUUUUCCGAACCAUCCCGAGUGAGGAAACCCAGAUCGAUGCCAUUCUCUUAUUGAUCAGGAGGUUUCAGUGGAAUUGGAUCUCGGUCAUCGGGAGCAGCAAUCAGUACGGAGUGAACGGGAAGCUCAAAGUCAUUGCGGGCGCCUUAGCCAACGGGAUCUGUGUGGCUUUCCAGGGAACGAUCCCAGAGCACGGACUGGAUUCCGAGCGGGAGAUAGCGGAGAUCGUCGGCAACAUCAUGCACAGCAGAGCCAACGCGGUGGUGGUGUUUUCCGAGAUCGUGAGCGCUGAGCUUUUCUUCCGCGUGGCAGUCGGCCGCAACGUCACGGGCAAAGUGUGGAUCUUGAGCGAGGACGUCUCCCUCCAGAGGCUUCUCUCCGAUAUUCCCAACAUCUGGAAAAUCGGCACCUUCCUGGGGAUCGGGGUCAAGCGGGGUCAGACGGACGUGGGAUACAUGCAAUUCGUGCAGGAGGCAGUUUAUGAGAAUUUAAGAUACUCUGAGCUGCAGAAUGUCUCUCAGGCCAGCGGUGACCUGACCUGCGGACCCAUUAAUCACAGGAACCUUUCAAUCCCUUCAGAAAGCCUCAGGUUGGUGUUGGGCUACCUGGACUGGCGAGUGGCGUUCAAUGUCUACACCGCGGUCUAUGCUGUAGCUCACGCUCUGCACCAGUUACUUCAAUGCAACACCGGAGAAUGCAACAGGUCCACCGAGGUCUAUCCAUGGCAGCUGCUGGAGGCUCUGCACGCAGUCCGCUUCUCUCUCCACAACACCUCGGUUUACUUCGACCGGAACGGGAACCCUCCGAUGGGGUACGACAUCAUUCACUGGAUUCCGACGUCAAACUGCUCCAACGAGUGUGAACCGGGACAGUUUAAAGAAAUCGUCGGAUUUAAAGCGUGUUGCUUCACGUGCAAGGACUGCCCCGCGGGAACUUUCCAAAACCAAUCCGGUUUGUACGAAUGCACGGCCUGCGAGCCGAGCCAGUGGUCUACGACGAGAAGCGUAGUUUGCCACAACAGAACGCUGCUGUACCUCAGCUGGGGGAGCAACAUCUCCAUCGCUUUGGGCGCGCUGUCGGGGGCCGGGAUCCUGCUGAUAGCCGGCAUCGCCGCGCUCUUCGUGGCCAACCUGGACACGCCUGUGGUGAGGGCCGCCGGGGGCCGGCUGUGCCUCCUGGUCCUGGCGUCGCUGGCGUGCGUCUAUGGCAGCGCCUGCCUCUCCAUCGGCAAACCCAAUGCUGCCGUCUGCCGAGUCAGGCAGCUGGUAUUUGGCGUCAGCUUCACCCUCUGCCUCUCGUGCCUGCUGGUGAGGUCCUUCCAGCUGGUCUGCAUCUUCAAACUAGCCACCAGGCUGCCCAGGGCCUACGACUACUGGGUCAAGUACGGGGGUCAGUACGUGUUCAUCGCCGCGAGCACAGCCGUCCAGUUUGUCUUCUGCCUGAUCUGGCUCCUGUGCGAUCCUGGCAAAAUGCAGCCCAACUACUCCUUUUCGGAGACGAAAAUGCUCCUGGAGUGCGCCAACUCCACGCUUCUCUACGUGCUCCUGUCCAACGUGGGUCUCGUGCUGCUCAGCCUGCUCUGCUUCUCCUUGGCUUACUGGAGCAAAGACCUGCCCAAGAACUACAAUGAGGCCAAGGCCAUCAGCUUGAGCAUGGCCCUGUGCCUCCUGGCCUGGACCCUCUGGCUCCUGGUUCUCUUCUCCACCUCGGCCAGUUUCGCUGUGGUGGGCGAAGCUUCCGCCAUCCUCUUGUGCUCGUACGCGAUCACGGGUGGCUAUUUCCUCCCCAAAUGCUACGUCAUCCUGUUUAAACCGCAGCACAACACCACAGCCUUCUUUCAAACCUGCAUCCAGGCGUAUACGAGAAGCAGGUCUGCUCUCGACCCAUAG
Callorhinchus milii (elephant shark) is the source of this 2376-nucleotide messenger RNA. RefSeq names its product taste receptor type 1 member 1-like. Gene Ontology annotation, biological process: sensory perception of umami taste; G protein-coupled receptor signaling pathway. Gene Ontology annotation, cellular component: membrane. Lineage: Eukaryota; Metazoa; Chordata; Chondrichthyes; Chimaeriformes; Callorhinchidae. Bases 1 to 2376 code for a protein of 791 amino acids. The transcript has 6 exons. Gene Ontology annotation, molecular function: G protein-coupled receptor activity. The record is from RefSeq and is a predicted model, not a curated record.